Messenger RNA from Phytophthora nicotianae INRA-310, 1479 nucleotides. RefSeq lists its product as hypothetical. Gene Ontology annotation, molecular function: protein-folding chaperone binding. The record is from RefSeq and is a predicted model, not a curated record. The transcript is spliced from 3 exons. The coding region runs from base 1 to 1479 and encodes 492 amino acids. Gene Ontology annotation, cellular component: mitochondrial inner membrane. Gene Ontology annotation, biological process: protein import into mitochondrial matrix. NCBI's taxonomy places the organism in Eukaryota, Oomycota, Peronosporomycetes, Peronosporales, Peronosporaceae.
AUGCUUCGCCUCUCCACGCGUGCCCUGCGCCGCGCGCGCCUCACUGUGCCUCGCGACAACCAGAUUACACUCUCGCGUUUGCCGAAGCAUGUUCAGUCGCAAUCCCGGGCUAUGGGUUUCUUUUCGGACUUGAAAAACCAGCUCAAGAACGAGAUGGAGAAGAACGAGGAGCUUAAGAAGUCCUUUGAGGAGCUAGAGAAGACCAAGGAACAGUUUAAGAACGUGGAAAAGGCCGCCAAGGAGAAGAUGAGUGAGGUGAGCUCCAUGACUGAAGAGGCAGCUAAGAGCUUUCAGGAGCAAGCUUCGCAGGCCUCGCAGAAGAUCAAGGAAUCCUACGAGGAAACUGCCAAGGCCGCUGCCGAUGCUAAGAAGGAGAAAGAGGAUGUAAAACCGGCGGACUCAGCGGAUGCUUCUGCUGCUGAUGAUACCAAGAAUGACGGUGCCAAGAUGGAAGGAGGCGAGAAACCUGAACCGACCGACGAUUCUUUGGAUGGUGCGCGUGCUUUUGUGAGAAACUUCUUCACCAGUAUCGCCGCCCAGAAGAACAAGCUGAUCCACCCGAGCAAAUUCCCCAAGCUGCGGGACGAGUGGAAGGAGGCUGCGCAAGAGCUUUUUGGUAAGCGAGAAAAGCAGACGGUUGAUGAGGCCCUGGCCUCGGUUCGAACCCCUUCGGUUCAGAAGCCACAGAAGUCGGAGGGUGAGGAUGAGGAACCGACAGAAUACACUGGCACCAGCGCUUUGGUGGCGGUGAAAGAGGAGGAGAGCGCUUGGCAGCGUGUGAGCGCUCGUUUCCGCGAAGCUCCGAUUAUUCAGGGUAUUCUAGAUGCUGCAAAGCAGGCGGCUAAGACGGAGGCCGGAAAGAAGGUUCAGCAGACGACGAAGCAGGUGAAGGACAAGAUCAGCGAUGCCCAGGAAGAGGUGUUGGAGGUUUGGGAGACCAGUCAGAACCCUUGGGUGUACCGAUUGUCUUCGAUCUAUGACGGGCUUUUUGGCGAAACCCCGAUGGGUGUUGCGAUUAAGGAGAUCCGUCGCGCUGAGCCCGACUUCAUCCUUGAGGAAUGGAAGGAAAAUAUCGAGGAAAUUGUUUUGCCUGGAGUGCUGGAGGCGUUCCUUCGUGGUAACAGCCGUGACUUGAAGAAGUGGUUCGGUGAGGCAGCGUACUCUCGUGUGAACAUCGCAAUUCGUGAGCGAAAGUCGGAGGGCUUGGUAAUGGACCCGCACGUACUCAGCAUCGACAACGUGGAAGUCAUUGAGGCUACGGCUGAAGACAAGCAGGCCCCUAUCAUCCUGAUGCGUUUCCAGGCACAGCAGAUCAACUGCAUCCGCAACCGUGAGGGAGAAGUUGUGGAAGGAUCCGAGGACGAAGUACUGGCCUACUACUACAUCUUUGCCUUCCAGCGCGACUACGAUGAGGAGCAGGAAACCCUCCGUUGGAGAAUCGUGGAUCUUCACAUGCAGCGUGGCGGACGGUAUUAUUAG